AUGUCUACCAUAAUCCCUCCUGCGCGAACGCUACUCCGCUCCCUGCCUCUACGCCGCCAACAUCCAACGUCUAUACGAUGCGCGGCCCCGCGAGUCAAUUGUAAAAAUUAUUCUGCUGCAGCAGCUGGCGCACGAUUGAACGUUCCAGUUCAGUACGACUCUACCCCGAUCCUCCAUCACACCGCCCGCUCUGCCCUCGCCAACCCAGAACUACCCCAAGACAUUCGGAACGGCCAAACAAAGCGCAUCAACCUCUACACUGCCGUCAACGAAGCCCUACGCCAUGCCCUACAGACAGACGAGCGCGUCCUCGUCUUCGGAGAGGAUAUACAGUUCGGUGGUGUGUUCCGCUGCACAAUGAACCUGGCUGCGGACUUUGGUACAGACCGCGUCUUCAAUACACCCUUGAGCGAACAGGGAUUGGUGGGCUUCGCUAUAGGCGCUGCUAGUGAGGGAAUGAGGCCUGUUGCUGAGGUUCAGUUUGCGGAUUACGUCUUCCCUGCUUUCGAUCAGAUCGUGAACGAGGCGGCCAAGUACAGGUAUCGCUCUGGAUCCACAGGGUACAAUGCUGGUGGUUUGGUGAUCCGUAUGCCGACUGGCGUGGUGGGACACGGUGCCCUAUAUCACUCGCAAUCUCCCGAGGCCCUCUUCACACACAUUCCUGGCCUUCAUGUUGUGAUUCCUCGAUCCCCAGUCCAAGCCAAGGGUCUUCUCCUCUCAGCGAUAAAGACCAACGACCCAGUAAUCUUCAUGGAGCCCAAAGUCCUCUACCGUGCCGCAGUCGAGCAAGUACCCGUAGGAUCAUACGAACUGCCCCUGGACAAAGCCGAGAUUCUCAAGCCCGGUAAAGACGUCACCCUGAUUUCCUACGGAACACCACUGUACACAUGUUCCGCCGCCAUCGCAGCAGCAGAGAAAGACUUUGGCUGCAGCGUCGAGCUGAUCGACCUACGAACCAUCUACCCCUGGGACCGGGAAACGAUCCUGGAAAGCGUGAAGAAGACGGGACGAGCGAUCGUCGUGCACGAGAGCAUGAUGAACGCUGGUGUGGGUGCUGAGGUCGCUGCAACUAUUCAGGAGAAGGCAUUCUUGAGACUUGAGGCGCCAGUGAAGAGAGUCGCAGGGUGGGCUACCCAUACCGGGUUGGUCUACGAAAAGUUCAUUAUUCCGGACGUGACACGCGUCUACGAUGCAAUCAAACAGACGAUAGACUAUUAA
This is a messenger RNA of Aaosphaeria arxii CBS 175.79, 1218 nucleotides long. Its product is annotated as thiamine diphosphate-binding protein. Gene Ontology annotation, molecular function: catalytic activity. Bases 1 to 1218 code for a protein of 405 amino acids. Gene Ontology annotation, biological process: branched-chain amino acid catabolic process; response to nutrient. Lineage: Eukaryota; Fungi; Ascomycota; Dothideomycetes; Pleosporales. The record is from RefSeq and is a predicted model, not a curated record. The transcript has 3 exons.